This is a messenger RNA of Aspergillus chevalieri, 3411 nucleotides long. It is a transcript of the gene CDC5, whose product is annotated as cell cycle serine/threonine-protein kinase CDC5/MSD2. The record is from RefSeq and is a predicted model, not a curated record. Lineage: Eukaryota; Fungi; Ascomycota; Eurotiomycetes; Eurotiales; Aspergillaceae. Bases 1 to 3411 code for a protein of 1136 amino acids. Gene Ontology annotation, biological process: mitotic cell cycle; regulation of protein localization to mitotic spindle pole body; protein phosphorylation. Gene Ontology annotation, molecular function: protein kinase activity; ATP binding; protein binding. The transcript is spliced from 3 exons. Gene Ontology annotation, cellular component: centrosome; spindle pole; spindle pole body.
AUGGAGGCAUUGACGCCGCGAUCUACGAACCAGGUGAUCAAACCUAAGGUGGCGAUGGAGCGGAAGGUGUUGGACAAGAAUGCUGCUGUCGCCGCUGCCAAAGCCGGACAAAAGGCCCCCGUGAUGAAGGAUCACCAUGCACAACCUCCGCCGGCAAUCGUGGUCGAGCCUGAUGAGGAAGGAGAACGGUACACGACCGGCGGGUUUCUGGGCAAAGGAGGGUUUGCGAUCUGCUAUGAAGGGAAGUUAAUGCGCAAUGGGCGCGUGUUCGCGAUGAAGGUGGUAAAGUCGGAGAUGAAACAGAAGAAGAUGGAGGAGAAGUUCCAAACUGAGCUUCAAAUCCAUUCGAAAAUGCGCCACCCCCAUAUCGUCCGAUUCCAUCGAGCCUUCACCUUCCACAACAGCAUCUACGUCGUUCUCGAAUUAUGCCCCAACGGCUCCAUCAUGGACAUGGUCAGGAAAAGGAGAUGUCUCAGCGUGCCUGAAGUGAGAAGGAUUAUGAUUCAACUAUGUGGAGCGGUGAAAUACCUUCAUAAGCGACAUGUCGCCCAUCGGGAUCUGAAAAUGGGUAACCUGUUUUUGGACCACAACAUGGAUAUCAAAGUGGGAGACUUUGGGCUUGCCGCAAUGAUCAUGUCAGAGAAGGACGAGAGGCGGAGAACGACAUUAUGCGGGACGCCUAACUACAUCGCCCCUGAGAUCUUGGAUAAGACGAAACGUGGGCAUACGCAGAAAGUAGAUAUCUGGUCGCUGGGAGUUAUCUGCUUCGCCAUGCUCACUGGUUAUCCCCCAUUCCAAUCGAAAACGCAAGAAGAAAUCUAUAAGAAGGUGCGGAAUUUGGUCUACGUUUGGCCCAAAGGGUCCGAGUGCGCCAACGAUAUCCCGGAAGAGGCCAAGAGCCUGGUUGAUUCCUGUCUUAACCUGGAGGAGGAACAACGUCCGGAACCAGACGAUAUCGUUGAGCACCCAUUCUUCGACAUGUACGACGGAUGCAUACCUGCGCGCCUCGAUCCAGCGUGCUCUCAUACCAAGCCGGUCUGGCUGAGGUCACAAGCACCACGCGGCGACACUAUGAUGCGUGGUUAUAGUUUGGAACAUGACGAACGGUUAUCCGGAUACAUUGAGCAUGUUGAAGAUCCGAUCCAGCGUUACCGGGUUUGCAAGGCCGCGUUCUACACACUUUGUGGUGUAGGAAGGAAACCAGACGGGACUGCUCGCAGGGCUGCCGGAAAGAACUGCAACAAAACGGCGUAUGCUGAGUGUGCCGUGGAGGAAGAAAGAAGACUGAACCCCGUGAUCCCGUUACCACCGGACUUCGUUUACAAAUACCCCCAUGAUCCAGAUGGAGACUGGAGUCUCCCCGAUCCAGCAUUACCGUCUCGCAAGGAUGACUCCACGCUGGACAGCAGCGUUGUUUCGAGCCGCAGCACAUCUCUCCGGCAUACUUCGAAUCAUGCGGCAACACUAUCGCGGACACAGACUGCUCUACUGGCCGCGCAGCAAAGGCGAAAGGAAUCCCAAAGCCACGCGGCCACUUUGCGACAACAGUCUUCACUCGGACGAGGUUCGACACGCAAGACACCCGCAAUCAACGAUCCAGCAGGCCAAACCUUCCAACCAAUCCCGGAGGCCAAGUCUGCCGAACAGGAUCCUGCCCCGGCGGCUCCUGCUCCUACCGGGGGCUUGGCCGAACGACCUAUGCGGCCGCGUAGAGGGGUAGCUGCUUCUUACUCUGGAUCGAUCCGAAGUGCAGACAACAACGCUGCAGGGGCAAUUACGAAGUCAAACACCGCUCCUGACAUGCUGACAGUUGGCAAGACCCGUUCCCAGUCUAGAAGACUAGAAGCCGCCAACAGUCAAGGCUUGACCCGCCAGGCGACUGUCCCGGAGAGAGUCCCAUCAGUGAUGACCAAGGAAGUACCUGCCAAGAAGCAACCACCUCCGUCACGCCCAACAUCCAGGAUGACGGAUGUCGAAGUGCUCUCGACGCCAAAACUUGAAUGCAACGAGGAGCCUGUGAAGAAGUUGCCUGAAACCAACCCCCGUCGCUCUAAGACGGAGGUUCCUACGCCAACGACCCGAUCUGCUAGUACUAGCGGUCCAUCCACUGCGAGCAAGCCUCGUUCGUCUCUUGGAGCACACCCCCUGUUUCAUGCUCGGGAUCCAUGUGAGGUCAUGCCAAGGACUUCCGUUAGUGAGGUGAACACUGAUUUGCGACUUUUGCUUUCCCAUCUUGCUCCACAAUCUGCAGCCCGUAGACGAGCCGGCUCUAGACGUGAACCCCACGCGUAUGUCAUCAAGUGGGUCGAUUACACGAAUAGGUACGGAAUUGGCUAUGUCUUAGAUGAUGGCAGCGUCGGGUGCGUUUUCAAGGCCGAGAAUGGACAGCCAGCCAGUAGUGUUGUUUUACGCGCUGGAGAGAAGCACAUCCGUCGUAAGGCACGAAGCCAGGAAACGAAGAGCUACGACUAUUCGGAGGCGGACCAGUUGGUGCCCCGAAAUGGACUACCAGUCGAGCUGUACGAGAACUGCGACAACGAUCCGUUGGUUCCUCGAAGCGCCGUUCGACGGGCGUUCAUUCCACCAUCUGUCUUCGAAGUCAAGCGGUAUCAAAAUGGGUCUGGAGUCGGAAUCAAGCUUCGUCAUGAUCUCCAUGGUGAGCAUGGGCCCGCUGACUAUGAGAAGAUCAAGCGGGUCAAGCUGGUCGACCAGUUCGGAAAGUAUAUGAUUGGGUCCCUGGGGCGACAUGGCGAUGAAGGCCUGGUAGAUGAUGAGUUGAACAGCAAGAGCGAUGGUCAAUUCAUCAAAUUUUAUCAGCGCCUGGGUAAUGUUGGUGUUUGGGGAUUCGGGGAUGGUGCUUUUCAGUUCAACUUCCCUGAUCACACGAAGCUCGUUAUCUCGCCUGGUUCUUCACGGACCUCCUCGCCUUGGAUCGACUUCUACCACCUCUCUCCAUCCGCUGCACGCUACCUCGCCGCCAAGGGAAAGAUGCACCCAUCCGGAUUUGAUACACGGGCUGUCGCUUCGGACGAAGCAGUGACAUUCCUGAGCAUUGCCCACGGCACGUUAAACAGCUCUGUGGAUGAGCGGAUCAGAGAUGUUCUCGAGGCAAACUCCUUCCUAGAGAAGAUCCAGUUCAUGAAGGACGUUCUCAAAGUGUGGAUCAAGAAAGGGCGGCUUGGCGGUCGACCUUCACCCACGACUUCUGAGGAUGGGUCUCCAUCGGAAAUGUUCUGGGAGGGUUCGCAAGAACGUCUUCAAGGCGGAAGCGGCGGCAAGUUCGUGUGGGUGACUGUUGGUGCACCCGGGGGCGACGGCGAGUAUCGCUCUAUAUCGCUGAAGGAGAAACGGUCUGACGGCGAGGUGGACACACUCAGGGAACGGUUAGAGCGCUUGGGAGGAAAGACAUAA